This is a messenger RNA of Darwinula stevensoni, 1295 nucleotides long. The record is from the annotation of a GenBank genome assembly. Lineage: Eukaryota; Metazoa; Arthropoda; Ostracoda; Podocopida; Darwinulidae.
UUUCUACACUGGAAGGUCAUCUCAUUGUGCAAUUUUCUGGACUUGAUUUUUUUUCCAGAUAAUUAUUGCAUCUACUGUUGCACAUUAAUAGAGAAAGGGUACUUCCUCAUAAAGUUACCAGGACAUUUCCAAGGCUAUCAAUUGAGUAUUUCCGUGCUUGUAUAACAUAUAUACAUUUUAGGCAACACCACAGGGCUUGCCUGACUUCACUGCUGAGUCAAGUACCACGAACCAUCAUGUGUGGAAGGACAGCUUGCACCUUGGGACAAAAGGAGAUAUGCAUGGCAUGUUCCUAUAAGUCUUCCGAGACUGGAAAAUAUGUACAACCUGAGUGGAAAGAUUCAACUGAUGGUAAGGAGUACUGUCCAUCAUACAACAUGCCUCCAACUCAUCACACUCCUGUCCUAAUAUCCAAGAUGCAUAUGGACAAGACUGCAGACCACUCUGAGAGGUUGCUGCAGCCAAUGGUUUGGGGUCUUAUCCCCUUCUGGCAUAAGGAUGCAGACCCACAGAGCCAUGGACUGUCAACAAUCAACUGUCGCUCUGAAGGACUAAUGGAGAAGAAAACAUUUUCUGUACCUAUCAAGAAAGGCAGGAGAUGUGUAGUGGUUGCAGAUGGCUUCUAUGAAUGGGAGAAGAAGAAAACAGGAAAGCAGCCCUACCUCUUUUAUUUCCCCCAACGAAGAGGGCUAUCAGUGGGAGAUGAGUCAACAUGGAAGAAGGGAUACAACCAGGAAUUAUGGAGUCCAAAAGAUGGCUGGAAAGGACCACGGGUUCUCACCAUUGCAGGACUCUUUGAUGUCUGGAAAUCUCCUGAGACAGAGAAAUUGAUGUACAGCUAUUGUGUCAUUACUGUUCCUUCAUCGCCCAAGAUCUCCUGGGUUCAUCAUAGGAUGCCAGCCAUUUUGGAUGGUCCUGAAGAGGUUCAAGCAUGGCUCAACUAUGAAGAUGUGGAUGCUUCAAAUGCUCUGAAGUUAGUGAAGCCAAUAUCAAAUUUGGAAUGGCAUGCUGUGUCUCCUGCAGUUGGAAAUGUGAAGAAUGAUUCUGUGGAGCUGGUGAAACACUACUCAUCCACUAGUGGAAAGAAGCUGGUUGGAAGUCAGAAGCUCAUGUCUGCUUGGCUGCAGAAGGAGUCCCCCAAGAAAUCACCAAAGAAGGAGGAACCUGAACACAAUGCAAUGAAGCAAGAACUCCCUGAUGAAUGGGAUGCUGAUGGCAAUUUUCAGGAACCGCCCUGUCAAGGGUCUGACCAUGAGGAUGAGGAGCCUCCUCUCAAGAAACCCAAAGCUGAGUGA